Molecule: messenger RNA, 1137 nt
Organism: Ostreococcus lucimarinus CCE9901
Lineage: Eukaryota; Viridiplantae; Chlorophyta; Mamiellophyceae; Mamiellales; Bathycoccaceae
Exons: 1
Coding region: 1-1137 (378 amino acids)
Biological process (GO): protein stabilization; protein folding
Cellular component (GO): cytoplasm
Molecular function (GO): protein-folding chaperone binding; protein kinase binding; heat shock protein binding
Source: RefSeq, a predicted model, not a curated record
AUGUCGACCAAACCUUUCGACUACUCCAAAUGGGACGCCAUCGAGCUCAGCGACGACGAAGACAGCCAUCCCGGGGCGCAAUUCAUCGAAGCUCAAACGCUGCGAAGGAUCAAACGCGAGGCGCACGAGCACAAGGAGCGCGAGCGCAUCGCGCGCGUGGACGCGCUGAAGACGAAAAAGAAGGCGCUGAAGCGCGAGAUUAAAAGCGAGGAAGAGACGCUGGUGAGGACGGUGGAAACGCUGACGCCCGAAGCGGACGGGAACGGGGACGGGGACGCGGCGAGACGCGCCGCGGAGACGGCGCGAGCGACGAUCGAAGCGAAACGGACGGAACUCGCCGACGUUGAGCGUCAAAUAGAGGCGUUGGAGCAUCAAAAGAAGUUCAACGCGGAGGAGAUGUGUUACGUGGCGAGUGAGAAGACAUUGGUCGGCGCGGCGUGCAAGCCGGAGGAAGUGGCUCGAGCGCAAACGAUGUCGUACGAAGAGUACGUGAAGACAUACGGGGAGGAUUUGGAUGAAAUUGCGAGCGGUAACGCGUCGAUGUCGUACGGUGAGCUCGGAGAAUGGUUCGCGAACGGCAAGUUGCACCUAUUUUGUGAACACUCCACGGGAUACUUGCUCUUGAAAUCGCUUUACUUGGAGAUGGAGAAGAAGACGCGCGAGGCGAGGACGUGCGCUCGGGUCGCUUUCGCUUGCAAAUCCAUCGGCGAAUUCGCCGAGGCUGGUAAAAAGAGCGAGCGAGACGCGGCGGAACCAUUUUUUAGACGACUAGACACCAACCCGGACGUCGCUCGCGAGUACGAAAAGUCCUUCGACGAGUACUUUGAAAAGCUCCGCGAGCGCGCCGAGGUCAAGCUUCGCGAGGAAGCCGCGUCGGCGUCCGCCGCCGAGCCCACGUCGCUCGAAGAAGUCCCUUUAGAAGACCGUCUCGGUCCCGGCGGUCUCGACCCGGUCGCCGUGUACGACGCCCUCCCUCGCGAGAUGCGCGAAGCCUUCGAUUCCGGCUCCGUCGACGCGUUGAAAAAAUUUGUCAACUCCCUCCCCAUGGACGAGGCUCGCGCGCACAUGCGCGCGAUGGUGGACAGCGGUCUUUGGGUUCCGACCCCGGGCGAGGAUCCAGGCGAGGCUCUGCGCUGA